This is a messenger RNA of Mycena indigotica, 1368 nucleotides long. Its product is annotated as MFS transporter. Gene Ontology annotation, molecular function: transmembrane transporter activity. The transcript is spliced from 15 exons. Bases 1 to 1368 code for a protein of 455 amino acids. The record is from RefSeq and is a predicted model, not a curated record. Gene Ontology annotation, biological process: transmembrane transport. NCBI's taxonomy places the organism in Eukaryota, Fungi, Basidiomycota, Agaricomycetes, Agaricales, Mycenaceae. Gene Ontology annotation, cellular component: membrane.
AUGCAAGGCUUGUGGACUCUAUUCGUACCUUGUGUCAGCGUUAUUCUCAAGUCUUUCAGGAUCGUUGGUCUGGAGGCUGAUACAAAACUACACGGCAACCAAUUCAAUACUGUGCUCAGCGUGUUCUAUAUCACUUAUAUCCUCGUCGAAAUUCCGUCUAAUCUGAUCAUGAAGCGUAUGAAGCCCGCUGCAAGCGGUCUGCUACCGGGCAUUGUCCUGUACUUGAGUACCAUCUAUAAGCCACACGAGCUCCAGUAUCGGUCGGUCCCGUCGGGUUAUUCUACGCUAGCGCAUCUCUAUCCGGCGCAUUCGGAGGCUAGUUGUUCUAGUCUUCUUGCAACCGCCAUUCUCAACAUGGAUGGCAAGGCGAAUCUUGCAGGUUGGAGAUGGAUAUUCCUUUUGGAAGGACUGGCUACUUUUGUCUCAAGUUUAAUCUGCCUCUACUUCUUACCGUCCAGUCUUGCCUCCGCCAAAUUUCUAACAGAGGAAGAAAGAGAUUUUGCCUUGCGGCGCUUUCAUGCAACUACAAGCCCGGCCACCCAGACGCGUGACAGUCCCGAUAUUGCCCUUGAGAAGGGUGACAAGGGGUCCAUCACAGAAAACAUCAACGCCCAAAGCCCGGCUGAAAUUACGCACUUUACUGAGGAGCAUUUCGAGCUCCGCGAGGUGAUUCGAGGCCUGACAGAUUUCCAAGCCUGGGUCACUGCUAUCGCUUAUCUGGGAUUGAUUGUCUCGCUAUACUCCUUCUCGCUUUUCCUUCCUACCAUCGUCGCUGGGCUUGGGUACAAGGGAAAAUCCGCGCAGUUGCACACCGUGCCCCCAUAUGUCCCUGCAACCGUGCUUACCGUUUUCGUUGCUUUCCUAAGCGAUCGGUUGAAAUGGCGGGGUCCGUUUAUUUUAAUCUGUCUGCCAUCUGCGAUUGUUGGCUAUAUUUUGGCCAUUGCAGCCAAAACCAACGCACAAAGAUACGGAGCUGUGUUUCUUAUCGCAGCGGGUGUCUACCCUUCUGCACCGUCAAUCCUCUCCAUACUCCCAAACAACGGCUCGGGUUACUAUAAGCGCAGCACAACAAUUGCGCUCCAAUUAGCCGUGUCCAACACCGGCGGCUUCAUUGCUACCAACAUUUACACCAAAGAUCAAAUUCCGACUUUUUACAGAAAGGGCCACUCAAUUGUGCUUGGGUUCUUGGUCUUGAGUUGGGUUAUGACUGCGAUAAACAUCUUGUACUGCAUGAGGGAGAACAAAGCUCGCGCUAAUGGCGAACGACAAGGAAAUAUCACCGCAUAUGAAGAGUUGGUACGCACGGGCAAGACGAAAGCUCCCAUUGGCGACAGGUAUAUUGCUGUCCUAAUAGCUGUGCAUAGUUAA